GUCAGUCAGACUUGACUUGAGACUUGAGGUUCAGCCUAAGUUACAUUGAACCCUUAAGACAACGCCACGAUGGUUGAAUGGACAGAUGCCGAGCGGAGAUACGUCGAGGCGGUCUGGAGCAAGAUCGACAUUGAUGUCUGCGGACCACUCGCGUUGCAGAGAUGCCUGAUUGUGUAUCCGUGGACGCAGCGCUACUUCGGUGGCUUUGGCGACUUGAGCACCGACACCGCUAUUAUGGGAAACCCCAAGGUGGCCAAGCACGGCGUCGUGGCCCUGACCGGCCUGAGGACGGCUCUGGACCACAUGGACGAAAUCAAGACCACCUACGCUGCCCUGAGCGUGCUGCACUCCGAGAAACUGCACGUCGACCCCGACAACUUCCGACUGCUGUGUGAGUGCCUGACCAUUGUCGUCGCCGGGAAGAUGGGGAAGAAAAUGAGCCCAGAAAUGCAGGCUGCGUGGCAGAAGUACCUGUCCGCGGUGACUUCCGCCCUGGGGAGACAGUACCACUAGAAGAUGUGUGCUGACGCUAGGGGGGGACAACAGCAAGCUACAACUUCAGUGACAAACCCAAAAUGGAUGAUUUCAUCAAUAAAACGAUUUUCGUCAAUAAAA
Gadus chalcogrammus (walleye pollock) is the source of this 615-nucleotide messenger RNA. RefSeq names its product hemoglobin subunit beta-1. The record is from RefSeq and is a predicted model, not a curated record. Gene Ontology annotation, molecular function: peroxidase activity; heme binding; haptoglobin binding. Gene Ontology annotation, cellular component: blood microparticle; haptoglobin-hemoglobin complex; hemoglobin complex. Lineage: Eukaryota; Metazoa; Chordata; Actinopteri; Gadiformes; Gadidae. The coding region runs from base 70 to 513 and encodes 147 amino acids. The transcript has 3 exons. Gene Ontology annotation, biological process: hydrogen peroxide catabolic process; oxygen transport.